AAUAUCCCUUCUCCCGUCCGGAUUCUGCGGUUCUCUUCGCACUCUCGAAAAUACUCCCUCCCUCUCUCCCCCUCCUCGUGCAGUCACAGUCACUGAAGAGGGCAGCUGAUUGGAGAAGAAGAAGCCUUCCCAACAAGUGCAGCAACCCUAUCCUCAUGCACUCGCUGCAGCAAGUUUACGCCCUCUUCAGCCCAAUUGCUCACGUCCCUCUUCUAAACCAUAGUCGAUUCCCUGAAGCAGCUGCUUCUCCCUUCUCCCUCUCAUUUCUUCUCUCCUUUCGCACGCGUUCUUCCUUAAUCUCCUCAGAUCAGGUCCUCUGCUACCCGCAGAUCAAUCGAGCAGAGACUGAAGGAUUUCCAAGUAAUGGCGGAAGGAAAGCUGCCCCACUUGCUUAUGCCGUUCAGAAGAACAUAAAGGAGAAGAGUUCCAGAAAGGAGCAUCACCUUUGGAAGAGGAGAGAGACAGCUGGAUCUGGGCAAAAGGCAUUAAACCUUGUAUCAAUUGUAACCAAACUUUCAAAUGAGAAAGAGACAGUAUAUGGUGCAUUGGAUAAGUGGGUGGCAUGGGAAACAGAAUUUCCUUUGGUUGCAGCAGCUAAAGCUCUUGGAAUAUUGCGGAAGAGGAACCAGUGGCUGCGAAUAAUUCAGGUUACUAAAUGGAUGCUAAGCAAAGGCCUAGUGUUGACAAUGGGAACAUAUGACACACUUCUGUUGGCUUUUGACAUGGACGGGAGAAUUGAUGAAGCAGAAACUGUUUGGAGGAUGAUCUUGGAAACUCAUACACGUUCUGUUCCUAGACGAUUGUUUUCUCGAAUGAUGUCCUUGUAUGAUCAUCAUCAUAUGCCAGAGAAGCUUUUAGAGGUAUUUGCGGACAUGGAAGAGCUGGGGGUGAAACCAGAUCAAGACACUGUUAGAAGAAUCGCUCGUGCAUUUCACAAGCUUGGCCAAGAAGACAAAAGAAAACAGGUGAUACAGCGAUAUGGUCUCAAGUGGAAGUACAUCCAUUUCAAUGGGGAGCGAGUUAGAAUAAAAAUUGCAGAAGAAGAUGGCUAGUCAGCUGUAGAUAGGUCCUGCGUACGUGUUGUGCAUGCUAUAGCAUCACGUACGCACAGCCGUAUAUACUGUAAAUGAGAGAGAUGUACAUUCCAAAGUCCUCUAUUAUAAGAAACAUGCAAGAGAGGCCUUUGGAGAUAUUUUCAUUUUUACCACCUAAAUUUCAUAUGCGGUAAUUGCAUAAACGAAAACAUUGAACAAUUUCUUGCAGAUUAUGAAAUUAUUGUUCUUCUAAAGUUUAGAACGGAGAAACUGUCCCACCACCGGACACUAGAUUAUGGCAUGUAAAGAUUGGCAGAAAUGUAGAUUAUUUUAUUUAGUUAAGCACUUCAUGACUGUCUUGA
Molecule: messenger RNA, 1396 nt
Organism: Nymphaea colorata (pocket water lily)
Lineage: Eukaryota; Viridiplantae; Streptophyta; Magnoliopsida; Nymphaeales; Nymphaeaceae
Product: pentatricopeptide repeat-containing protein At4g18975, chloroplastic
Exons: 6
Coding region: 156-1052 (298 amino acids)
Molecular function (GO): protein binding
Source: RefSeq, a predicted model, not a curated record